CAAACAACAAAUCGUUUACAAAUCAAUUUUUAAAUAUGAAUGAAAAAAAAAUAGAAAAGAAAAGGAAUUUUUUGAAAUUAUGAAUAGAGUAAAGUCUAACCUAAGAGGAAAAUAUCAAAGUACACACAAGAGCAAUGAAGACGUGUUAUUAACUAUAAUACCGCCGUGGGAUAUAUGUCCAACUUUCGGUAUAAUGUGAGAAAGAGAAAAUAAGAGUGUGUCAGACAGUGAUAUGUGGGCAAAAGGAAAAGAGGCAAUACAGUCGAGAUUGAUUGGCACGAUGCAAGUCAAAUCAAGGGAGGGAAACAAUGCUUGCUCUUAUCCUUUCCCUUUUGUUUCUUACUUCUUUUUUUCCUCUCCUCUUUCUACCUUCCUCCAUUGUUCGAUGGACCAGGUACUCACUUUUAAUUUAGAUUUCCAUCGUACCCUUUGACGGAACUAAGAGAAAAGAUCGGAUCGAGAGAAUGUUACUUUCACGGAAGAUAAAAAAAAAGUAAAAGAGAGGGAGAGAAAGAGAGAGAGAGAGAGAGAGAGAGAGAGAGAGAGAGAGAGAGAGAGAGAGAGAGAGAGAGAUCUACAUAGUGUUAACAAGAAAAAGAAAAGGAUGAAGUUCCUUUCGUUAUUCUCUCAGGGAAUCCAAAGUCUAAUCGAUUUACUUGGCCAGACUCUGAUUACCCUGUUAUCCUCCUGGCAGACCAUAAUUCUCUCGUUAACUUCUAAUGAGCCCCAAUCUGUAUCGCGAGAGAGACCGUUCGUUCCAUCCAUCCCUACCAAUCGAUUUAAGCAUGCUCAAGCGAUUGCGCUUUAACCGCUAUACUCGUUUAUUCCUUGUUCAAGGAUUCUGAUCCAUUUUGAAAAGAUUGUUUCCAAGUCCUUAUCAGUCAACCAAAAUUUCUUUCUUUUUUUUUCCUUCCAUUAAUAUAAAAUACAGGUCGACUUAACUUACAGCGGAAUUAUGCAUAUGUAUUACAUAUUUUUAAAUCAUUUUUUUCUUCUUAAACGAACGAACUAAAUUUUAUAUCAAAUCUUAAUAUUAGUUAAUACAUCUUAGAAAUGUCUAUAAAAUCAAAAAUACUAUGGACGAACUAUAAAACGUUGUUGAAUAUUAUCUCCCAAUAUAAAUAAAUAUAUAUGUAUAUUAGAAAUAAUCGCAGUUUUGUGUAAACCUCCGGUUCGAGGAUAUCAGCUUUGACGCAGAUUGUUUAGAAUCUACGUGAGACUAAAGUCAAUACGAGUAACUCGAAAAAUAACAUUUUAUCUGAGAAGUCCUUUUACAAUCGGUAAAGAAAAGAAUGUUCAUAUAUGAAAAUUAUGCAAACUUAUUGAUGAUACAUGUGUUUCGUAUUCUUUCCGAGACAUUAAACAGCUAAAAAAAGACUACGUCCAAUGUUUCACGAGUUCGUUGUCGUGUGUGGUACAGGCAGAGAGAGAGAGAGAGAGAGAGAGAGAGAGAGAGAGAGAGAGAGAAAGAGAGAGAGAGAGAGAGAGAGAGAGAGAGAGAGAGACGUUGCUAUGGAGAGCAUGCGACGUUUACAAAGCGAGAAACUUGGCCCAUUUUAUGGUAAUUUCGCUAGAUCAUAGAGAGAGAAAGUAAGAAAACUAGAGAAAAGUAGAAAUAGAAAUAGAGAUAGAGAUAGCAAAAGAGAGAGAGAAAGAGAGAGAAGAGAUGAAAGACCCUUGGUAGAUGUUAGAAAGGCGAUACACUAUCGUCGUAGAUCCUAACAACCAACGGACGUAAGUAAUAAAUUUUAUUGAGCUGAUAAAUUGUCGCUCGCUUCGAGGAGGAAGAGGCGACGUUCAGUCCACUUCGUUUUAAUGGCCAAUUGUCGGGACACAACGGAGAAUUGCUCAAGUGCGUGUCCUAAGUAAAUAAUAAAAUCGUUUUAGAGGAUGGCAGGGACCCGUGCCGAGAACAAGAGAUAAAGAGAGAGAAAAGGAGCAAAAAAGAAACAGAGGGAAAGAGAGAGAGAGAGAGAGAGAGAGAGAGAGAGAGAGAGAAAGAGAUAAGAAAUCAUCUGGUUGCUCUACCAGACGACAAUUCUCUGUAGAAAACGUCGUUGUGCAAAUGAUAUUUGGGCGGUUCACGAACGAACAACCCUCUCAUUGUUAGACUCAUCUCUCUUUCUCUCUCUCUCUCUCUCUCUCUCUCUCUCUCUCUCUCUCUUUCUUUCUUUCUCUUUUUCUCUCUUUCUCUCUUAUCUUUUAGCUCGUAUAAUCGUUACUCUGCUUCGGAAUAUCUUGAGAAUGUUUUAAAAUUUAACAUCGAUGGAUUUCCUGCUAUAUCAAGCCAAAGAAUAUCGUCCUGCGUUCGUCGUUUUCUCAAACAAAAAGUCACUAAAGAAAAAAAAAAGAAGAAUCAUUUCGUAUUUAAGAAAAAUAAAAACACCUUUCUUUUUUAUCAUAUCGAUCCUGAAAAAAAAAAAUAAGAAAAAGAAAAAUCGAUAUUUCGACUGAAGAGAAAAAUUCCAGAUGAAAUUUCGAAAAGCUGCAUCAACGUCCAGUCCAAAAAUGGAAUUAUUAUCAAGACGAUCGACAACGAACGACGGCAGAAUGUCGACGUUGAAAAGAUCGAGAUCGUUUCGUGCUUCGGUAAAAUUGAUAUCGAAAAUCCGAAAUCGUGCGGCGUUCAGGCUUGCCUCGGGUUUUGAAAUAUCGCCUGUGUCCUCGAAGGAUCAAUAUAAAACGACACGUAUAUCCUCAAAGGAUCCCGAAAAAGUGAAACAGCAACAGGAAUUGCCUAGGACAUUUGUGAAUUCGAGAAAGAAUGAGAAAGAGAAGCCGAUCGAUAAGAGAAAUGAAAGAAAAAAGGACGAAGAUAUACCUCAGGAAGAUUUGCAAACGUUGUUAGAAACGAAUUCGUCGAUCGACGUCGUCGAGUCUCGCGAGAUUACGAAGGAUUUUGAGAAGAAGCUUUCUCUUAAUGACAGAAUAAACAUGAAAAACCGAAAAGAUCUUGAGAGAUCUUGGGAGGGUAAAAUAGAGGACGAAACUAAGUCGCCGAAAGUCGUACGUAUUUUUCGUCGAAAAAUUAUGACCGACGAAAGUUCGAAAAAGAAAGACGACCAAGCUGUGAAAGCUAAGGGAAAGCUAGAAAAGGACGAACACGGUUACGAGAAUCCUACGUUCUCUUUGGACAGUUCCCUUGACUCGAGUUUUGCUUCUGUUGAAAUCAACGUAAAAAAUGACGAACAAAUAACAUGUGAGGAACGAUAUGAAUGUGUAGUCGAAAAAACUAAUUUCGACGAGCAAAAACUCUUGAAAUCAUUACUUUCUAACAAAUCUGAUCUCAAGUACAUUAGAAGUUUUAGUAUGAGAGAAGAUAGAAGUUUCGUGAGAGAUAAAAGUCCAGGAUAUGAAAGGAACAAUCGACCAAGAACGAAUUUUUAUUCCGAGACCGAAAUCAAUGCCUCGUCAAGAUCGAAAGAAAAAUAUCAUCGUGAUCUUCGAUUAUGCAUCGAAAAUACGGACAGUGUUUGCCCUUCAAAAUCUUGCAGAAACAAGACUGUCGAUAAUUUAACUAACUUUUGGACGAAUGCUCGUGGUGGAAGUUUUCGUAGCAAAAUGUCCGCCAGUAAAAAGAAACUAGGAAAGGAGUCAAAGGAUCUAGAAUCAAUCGGACAGGAUCGAGUUCUCGUCACGACCACUUCCGGAUCAAAACUGCAAUCGCUACAAGGUAUGGAGUUCCUGGAAGGUUUUGGAAAAAAGAAGCAACAGCCACAGCAGCAUUCGAAUAAUUUGUCGUCGAUCCAUAUUAAUCCUCUCUCAGCACAAUCCCUCAACAUACAUUUGCAUGCUCUUUUUGCAGCCGUCGAACAUGGUCAUUUGGACAAAGCCAGAACAAUUUUGGAGUCGACCGACGUGGACGUAAACAGUGUAAAUAGCGACGGUUUAUCGCCAUUGGACGUCGCAGUGCUCAGCAACAACAGACCACUGGCGAAGAUGUUGGUCACGUUCGGCGCUCAGGAAGGCAACCAAUUCAAGUCACCGGAGUCCUUGGGCAGUCAUUUGGCGUCGUUACUGUCGGAAGCGGAACAUAGAGUCCAAGAACUCGGUGGCAGCACUUCCGGCAGCGGUGGUAGCACUCUUUUGGAACCACCGAGUAGCCACAGAGCCAGUUUCUCGACCCAGCAUAAUAAUCUUACGGGAUGCGGAGGCAGCACCGAAGACAAACAACUAGCUCUCUGGGAGAGGAGAGCUCGAGCACUGAGAAAGAUGUUGCUAGGUUUCGAUCAAGCAAGACCACCGGACAUGCCUUUCAUGGUCACAGUCGAUGUUACCGGAACGACCUCCGUAACAGUCAAAUUUCAAGAACCAGAUUCACAUGACUCUCCAAUUUGUACGAAAUUCAAAGUUCAGUGGAGUCUUAAGGAGGAUUUUUCUACUAUAUGUGGUGAAAGAGAGGUUCUGGAUAUGAAACAAAGGGAAUGCCGUAUCGACGGACUCAUUCAAGGACAAAAAUAUUAUUUCCGUGCGGCUGCGGGAAAUUUAAAAGGCUACAGCAGAUUUAGGAAUUCGGUUCCUGCUCAUGUCACUCCUAGUAGUUGGAGAGACGUUGAUGGCAGGGUACCAAGAUUUGCUGGACGUUUAGAACAAUUGAAUACUCUCUUUACCGAUAUAAGACGUCCGGAAUAUACGCACGAGACACCAGCAGUUCAAAGACGCAAUCAUAAAAAGAAAACGACGAUAAAGCAACUCUUUACCGCAACAAGCAAGUUUCAGAAGAAUCUGCGGCGUGGCGUGUUUCUUGCUUGUUUGCUUUAUCAUGAGGAUAAAGUUCUCGUCACCAAUGAAGACUUUUUACCUGUGAUCGAGGUCGAUGAAACCUAUCCUAGUUCUAUUUAUAACGAUUUUCAUUGGUUAAUGAAAGUUGCAUGCACGUGGGACGACGUAAAGACUCUCCGGCAAGAUAUGGAGAAAAGUCACAGCAGUUCAACUAAUCACUUUAGGAUAAAAUUGCUCCAGGCUGCUGCACAAAUGCAGGCUGCACUGUGUAUACAAGAUCUUGGCCAGUUAUACCAUAAACCGAUAAGAGACAUUCAAGGAACCCUUGUAUUUGCAACCGUGAACUACGUUAAAUCACCAAAACUCGUAUCAGUCUUAAAUAGUAGAUGGCUUCCUUUGAGUAAAGUCACUAAAAAAAUUAUAAUUCACGAAGAUAGCAACGUGGCGGAUAUUUUGAUGGCCAGUAUACAAGAACAAAUGACAUAUCACCAAGUCAGUAGUAUCAAAUUAUCAAGGGGUUUAUACCUUGGUUACUUAAAAAUGCAAAGUAGUGUGGAUCUUAUACAACUGGUUGUACCAGCAAAGUCACCUAAUGUUUUGCCACAUUGUAAAAUACGUGACAACCCUCAUGUAUCCGCGGAGGAAUGGGAUUAUCUAAAGAGGAUAACUCGUAUUUAUGCCUCCGACAGUUCUGUCAAAGAUUCAGAGGAGAAAGAGAAUGUAACGAACGAAUGUCAGGGUACAGAACAACAGAAAUUAUUCGUCGAUUUGGUCUCCGCAACAUCACGUCGUCUCUUUAAUUAUAUGGAAAUUAAUCCAGAGGAUUCUUUAGUACAUCGACUUUAUGAUGCUGAAGUUAUAGAUCUCACGCACGAUGUGUCAUUUCUUAUUACCGUACCUCCUGCAGAAACAGCGUGUUGUGUACCCGGAACAAGAGAAAUUCUUUUACAACGAGGAGAUUUACUUUCCUUGCCUAUUCAAGUAUUCGAAAUGGUUCACUUAAAUACAUACCAAAAGGACGUGAUUAAUCGAUAUUCAAGGCUAAGUUGUAUAUUGGAAUUAGACACCGCACAAGCUCAGCAUAAUCAUAGAGAAGCUUUUAGCUCUUUAGAACUAAGCGUAGCAAAAGAUAAACUUGCGAGGUUACAAGAUCUACAAUCUCAGGUAAACACAGUAUGGAAGGGUGCUAGAUGGCUUAUCGACGUCAUCACUUUUGCAAGAGACCGUGGAUCUGGACAACAAAGCGGUACAUCACAAACUGUUGGCAUAUCUAUGAAACAUCUAUUAGGUCUAGACAGAAAUAAAAGUAACAGCAACAGUUUAAAAAGAAGUCUUCUUCAGUUACCACCUCGGGAUCCUAAACUUGUCAAAUCGAGUCCAGGACGUGGAAGUUGGCCAGGUCCGAAUGUUACAAAUUCCUCUUCCAAUUUGCUUACAACCGAAUUUAGCAAAAGCGAACAACAAUUACCUAGUGCUCAAUACGUACGGAAGGGCAGUAACGUUUCAACAAAUUCAGAACCUCAAAAAUCGUCCGUUACUAUAAGUAGUGCUAGUAAUUUGACCAAUACUAAGAACGUUAGCAGUAACAACCAUUUAGUACCUAUGCAGAAUGUACGGCUUCCACCUUCGAAAUCUGAGGACACCCUUUUACUUACUAAGUACAAACACAGUCCUAGAAAUCGUUCGGCCACCAUCACUUCUGCAUCGGCAAGUACCAGUCCAUUACUUAAUAUAAAACCGAUUAUCUAUGGUGGAUCGCUUUUAAGCGUAUCAACGGCUAUGACCAACACCAACACGAGUCUCCUCAGUGUUAGUAACACAAAUUCCGACAGUCUUCAUUCUCUAAGUAGCGACGAAUAUUCAACUCCAAAUUCGAGUAUUUGCUUAAAACCAGGACAUAUAAAAGUCAAAACGACAAAAUCAACGGCUAGUUUAGCAAACAUGGCUACUUCAGUAGGGGAUAAUCAAUCGGAAGAAGAAAAAGACGAAGCAACGAUGAUGCCAGCACCUCUACCUGGUAUUCUUCAGGUUUAUGCGGCCUAUGAAACUGGUUUGGCCUCUGGUACCAGUUUAAAAUUACAUGUAACACCACGAACCACAGCAAGAGAAGUUGUAGAUCUUGUUGUCAAGCAAUUAAAUAUGGCUGUAGUCUUAAAGGGUCAAGAUGGGCCUAUUUACACAGUCGAUGAAUUACCAAAUUUUUGCCUAGUUGCUGUAAUUGGUGCGAGGGAACGUUGUUUAAGGGAUGAUUUUAAACCCCUCCAACUACAAAAUCCGUGGAAAAAGGGGCGUUUGUAUGUUAGACAAAAACAAGAUGUUCUUGCUGCUCUCGAACAUAGUAGCAAGCAUACAGCCUAUUUAUAGCAAAAAUAUGAUAAAACAUCUUAAAAUUAUAAUUUGUGAUCUGUAGUUUUCAAAAUAUGGCAUAGUGAUAACUAUUAAUAAGUUUGAGAAUGUAAAAUCACAUUGGGUAUCGAAUGAAAAUUGUCAUACGAUAAAUCGAAAGUUUUAUUUUAUAGGACUUGAUGUUUCUAAAAAUUGGUCUUAAUAUUAAAAAUAUAAUUUAUUACACGUAUAAAAAAAUCGGGAGAAAUUGUUUUCCUCAUUUCAUGUAAAGUGAACUAGCUUUACUUAGAUUAUAAAGUGAUAUUUGACGUGAAAAAACGUCGUAGGUCAUAUUCUAUAAUCUAUAUAAUAUAAAAGGUUUCUCGUCGUAAAUAAUUGCACUAGAUGAUCGGUGAACUCGAAUAAUUUUCUGUAUCUAGAAUUGUACAUUCCAAGUUUUAAUGCCGCGAUCAAAUGCGAUCUGUAAUAUUCCGCGAAUAUUAAUUAGUUUGUAAAAAAAAAUUAAUACACAAGAUAUAUUAUACAUUAUUAUUAUAUUUUAGGUACCGAUCUCAAUGUUUUGUCCGAUAUGCGCGUCAUUAUCAGUGUGUCAAAUGUUUCAGAGAUGUCGUCGUUCCUGAACUCUUAAUGAUAACUUUUAUGUCCGUAUAAAUAAAUAAUCGUAUGUAACUUUGAUAAAUUUCAACUUAACGUUUGUAAAAAUUAAUUAAAUAUAGCAUAAAAAAAUAGUUACAAUGCUUAACUGCAUUUUUAAUAGCUAUUUAUUAAUGAUAUAUCAAAAAUGAAAUAUAACAUAUUAAGAGUAUUAAUUUCUUUUUAAUAUGCUUUAUAAUAUUUUUUUAUUUAAAGGCUUUCAAAAUGAUAAUACAAAAAGUUCCUAAGGUUCCCCAAUAUUAUCGAAAAGAAAUUAAAUUAUUACUGUACUGAAUUCGUUGCUAGGAACGAUAGAAAUAUCUCUGCGAAGAAGUAAAAUCAACAUCGGUGCUCAUUUAAAAGAUGAUUUGAUUUUAUGAAGGAUGACAAAGAUUGAAUGAAAGUUGUUUGCAAUUAAUAGUGCGUUUGUGACAAAGAGGCUUAUAGACUGUGCUGUAAAAUAGAAACAAAUAUUAUUAUUUUUAUUUCGAAUGCUAUUACAUGGGAAGAGAGUGUGCGUCAGUAAACAUAAGUAUAAAACUUAAUUUUUUUUGGAUUUGAGGUAUACUUAAGUUUAAACAAAUUAUAUCCAAAGUUCUCACUAUAUUGCUGUUAAUCAUCAGAAUUUUUUGAUGAUAUUAAAUAAGAAAUUCAUUCUAAUAAUAAAAUUGAGAAAUUCACUAUAUUGUCAGUGCAUUUUUCAAUCAAUAUUUAAAAUACGAAUAUGAAAUUUUAAUAAUCAAUAAAAACUUAAUAUAUUGUGUCAACACAUUGUAUCUAUAUCAGAGAUGGGAAUUCUUAUGUAUCCUAAUCAUAAGCAACAACUAUUUUAAAUUGCAUCCCAAGUAAAUAGCACAGUACAAUUAUUUUUAAUCGUCUAUACCAAAAUUUAAAUUAUACCUUCUUGAUUAUAUUUUCACAUAAUAAAAUUGAUGUAUUUUAUACUUUUGAUGCUGAUAUAGGUUCUCUCACUUCUGAUUUAUAAACUGUAUAAAGUGAUACUCUGAUAACACAAUAUGACUGCACAAUAUUUAAAAAGUUUAAAAAGAAUUUUAGAAUACCUUCCUACAUAAACUAACAAUCAAAAUUCAAGGAAUAUUUUGUAAACAUUAUAUGAUUUUUAAUUUCAUUUUAUGCUAUAGCGUAACAUAUUCUUUUAAGAUUUUAAUCCAUAUAUAUAUUUCAAAAAGGAAUAUUAAAUAUUAAAUAUUAAAUAUUAAAUAUUAAUAAGAUCCGUCCUUCGCUUACUGCACAUUAUAUUUACUUAGAAAGUAUCAUUCAGAAUGAAUAAAUAUUUCAUAUUUAUUGUGCAGUAUAUAUUGUACGCAGAGGGGCCACUUACGUUUAACAAAAAUCUACGAUGCACAUAUUUUUUUAUCGGAAAAAUUGACAUUCUUACUAUAUAACUUAAGAAUGCUUUACAAAGAUGAAACAGCGAGUAAUUGAGACAGGAUGAUGCAAAAUUUUAUUAGCUCUGAAUGUUUAUUGAUGUUAAAUGUAAAAUAAGUAUUAAUUAGAUAGAUGUUAUUAUACAGAAAAGAGAAAAGAGAAAAAGGAAAGAUAAAAACAAGUAAGCGACAAAGGAAAGAAAGAGAGGAAAACCAAAAAAAUAUGUUAUGUUCAAAUAAGUUAUAGAAAUAAAGGUUUUCCUUUAUUAUAAGGAAAUAGAAUUAUAAGGAAAUAGAGAAAAAGUAAUUAAGGAUAUUAGAAUUUGUAAAUACAUUAGAGUAUAGAAAGACGAUGACGAUAAGACACGCAAACUAACGAGAUUAUUUUAUCUGAAAGCGUAUAUUUAUCAUGAUGUAUCUAUAUAAUUGCGCCUACUAAAAAAGCGAAGAUGAAAGGUACACAUAAAAUAAUAAUCGAAAAAUACAAUAAUCGCCGUUCCCUUCGCACCAAGAAAAACGAAAAAAAGAAAAAAGAGAAAAACAGAAAAUUAUAAGAUUAAAGAAAGUUGAAAAAGCGCGUAUACAAGUAUACAAAUAAUUGUGGUGAAAUAUUAAGGAAAUAACAAAUUUGAUGUUUGUAUAGGAAACAAA
Vespa crabro (European hornet) is the source of this 9740-nucleotide messenger RNA. RefSeq lists its product as uncharacterized. Bases 2470 to 7086 code for a protein of 1538 amino acids. The transcript is spliced from 12 exons. The record is from RefSeq and is a predicted model, not a curated record. Gene Ontology annotation, biological process: regulation of establishment of bipolar cell polarity; signal transduction; establishment of mitotic spindle orientation. Gene Ontology annotation, molecular function: protein binding. Lineage: Eukaryota; Metazoa; Arthropoda; Insecta; Hymenoptera; Vespidae. Gene Ontology annotation, cellular component: spindle.